GACUUUAAAGAAACUGACAAGCGCGCGCUCACCUAACAACAUCACAGAGAGAGGAAGCAACAGCUUUGGUGUAUCAGGAAGGAAACGAGAGGAAAAUUGAGCAUGUCGUACGCCAAGUUUGUCUCAGCUUUCGCUCGGGCGAACUCGGGUAGUGUGAGGACUCUGCGCAUCAACCCGGGAAGAUGUCGUUCAACGGUCGCAUCCACCAAGAACCAGGAGGAGAAGGAGCCGCAGAUGGACGGGUGCACCGUGGUCGAGGCUGAGCCGGUGGAGCUCAUCAGCGAGAGCAAAAACUUCACCAACACUCGGCUGAACAGAAUCCACAUCGACUUCGACAAUACACAAGAAGCUUACAAAAGCAAAGGAAACAUUGAGCUGCUGAGAAGUCUGAUGGUGUUCAAACUUUGUACAUUUGAUUUCCUCGUUGAGAAGAACAAAGAGGUAAGUUUGUUGAGGCAGCCCUAAAGACAGCCUGUUUGCUUUUCAUCAUGCAAUAAUAAAACAUGUCUUUAUCACUAUGUAAUAACUCCAUUAACGAGAUAAUACACUUAAUGAGAAAAGCUGUUAUCUCACUACUAAAUAAUGAAUCACCAGUCUUGUAUUACCUCUUGCUCUUGUUUUGUGUUUCAGCUGAUGGAGCUGAGCCAGAAGGUGUUGGGCCAGUGGUUGUUUGAGAAGAUGAUGAAGAUGACUUUCUAUGGUCAGUUUGUGGCUGGAGAGGACCACAACUCCAUCAAACCUUUAAUCCAGAAGAACUUGGCCUUUGGUGUGGGUGCAGUUUUGGACUACAGUGUUGAAGAAGACUUGACACAGGAAGAAGCAGAGAAGAAGGAAAUGGAGUAAGUAUUGAUAUCUGAUUGACCAAGAGUUCAAAACAAACUAUGACACAUCGAUCUGAUUCUUUAAACUCAUGCAAAGUUAAUGAGUAUCAAGAUUAAUAUAUGUCAUAUGUGCACCACAUGAUGAGUGAUUUAUGAGUUAUAUAAUGAACAAAACUUGAAAAUCCCUCUGGAGUGUAUUGUGUUUGUAUUACUCCAUAUCACGUGCUUCACCGCAGUAUAAUUCCUGAUCCAAUCCUGAAAGGCAGUAGAUGGAAAAUUUAAUGUGACUUGAGGAGGCCAUUUAAAAGGGGACCUCCAACUUUGUAUGCAUAGCUGUAAUAGUCAUAGCAUGUGAGCAAUAAUAGGAAUAAAAGACGGAUGUUGCAAUUCAAAAGAUUUCCAGUUACUCUGUACUAUUGUUAUAGCGACUUAAUCAUUCCGGUAAUCUGUAUUUGAUCCAGUUCUGUUCUUAUUCUAUUACAGAGUUAUUUGAUUGUGAAAUAAUGAAAUACUAGACUCUUGAUGACACCAAUGCAUUUACAUCAGAGUAUUAAAGACCUCAUGUUCAGGCAGAUCCUGGUCUUAAUACCUGUCAAGUACAUAUAGCAUAACAGGGCCCCAUUUUGCCCUGAAGGCUCUUACUGUUUAAAACACAGGUUUACUUAAAACCUGUCAGACCACUUUGAAAACUUUCAUGUGAACUUGGAUCUCUUUUCUCUGUCAUGGAGGGUCCUGCACGUUACUGCAAGAAGAGCACCGUGUCGAAAACACUAUGAAUGAUUUAUUGCUUGUUAUCAGUUCAUCUUGUGACCUGGCUUCCGUUACGCUAGUUAUCAAAUCAACAUUGACUCACAGGCAAUCCGCAGUAAUUUUCCUCCUCAUAAACAAGCUGCAAUCAAAAUAGAACCUGUUUUUUGUUUCAUUUCUUGUAACAAAACAGUGCCUUGACUCUAUUGGUCUGCUAGGACUGACCCCUCUCCUCUGAUUGGCUGAGCUGGUUACCCAGUAAGGGGGUUGUGCCUGCAGAGAAUGCUGCCAUCCUUUUAGAGUAUUGUCCUGGCAGCUCUUACUGGCACACAUGGGAGUGUUAUGCAAUAAUCUGUGCAGGAAACAAGCUUAUUUUUAAACUAAGGAUUGUCUCACUAAGCACAACCAUAAACACGCUGGACUACUCUCAGAAAAGAAAAGAGUGAUAUCUGUUGCGGCGAGGAACGGCAUGAAGAAGACCACACAGUAAACACAGAAGUUCAGUAUGUUCCCGUGUGUUUUUCCUUUGUUUAUUUUCUCAUGUUGUCAUGUUGCAACGUGUAGCGAAAGGAGGUCAUCAUCAAAACGGCAUUCUCUGCACUCAUGUCGUGCUGGAGGCAACAAAACCGGUUAUAAUGACUGGGAAAUAUUUAACUUUCAUCAACACACAAUUUUCUGUCGUUCUCCUCCUUCAAAAUAGUCUUCUCAUAACUUAAACCUCGCUAUGUCCGUUCUGUUGUGUCUAUUAACUGAUUUGAAAUGGUUAAAUUGACCGGAGUAAACACAGAACACAGCCAGCAUAAUCAUUUUCUUUUUGUUGUUCAGGAAAUUAAAGCAUAUACUAUGUUCUUCUCGAGACUUGUGCUAACCCCUCUUUCUUUUUCAGUUCCUGUGUUUCUGAAGCCGAGAAAGAAAGCCCAGGUUUGUUUACCAUUUAAAAAAUCUCUAGAAUUUGAAGUAUGCACUUAUUUUGUUUUUCAAAUGAUCAGCUGCAUGCCUUAUUGACCGCAGAACCCCCAAAGGCAAGCCAGGGACCUGCUAGUCUGUACAACCGGUUGUCUUUGACAUUUAGCCAUCAGCUUGGCGUGAUUCCAGCUGAAGUGUCAGGUCUGGUAUGUUCAGUCAUGUGGUCGUACUGGUGGUGCUGGUGCUGGUUAUAUCUGGAUUUUGUGGGGUCGGUGCAGUCCACUGGAGACACGAGAUGUGACUUGGUUCAUAUUACAGACAGCAUGUGCAUUGCAGGGUUGAUGUUUUACUUUCAAGUAUAUGGUUCACCUAGGGGUGCUCUCCUUAGCUUCAUUUAAAAACUUGUAGCUAUAAUUAUAAUUUGAUCAUAAGAUAAUAUUAACAUUGCCUUUGUGUGUGUUCUGCACUAACUUCCAUUUCUUAAUACAGUGGUGUAUAUUUUUGUUGAUGAACUACAACUGAGCCUCUAUAAUAAAACCACGUUACCCUAUGUUCGCUUCAGAUGCUGAUCAUCGUGAGAAAAAGUACAAAGCCCACCGUCAGUUUGGGGACAGGCGUGGAGGAGUUAUCAGCGCUCGUACCUACUUCUAUGCAGAUGAGGCCAAAUGUGACAACCAGAUGGAGACUUUUCUAAACUGCAUUAAAGCCUCUGGUAAGAAAUUGGAGUUAUACCUGAUUGAAACCGUGGUACAAGUUGCUUAUUAUGGUUGCAACAAGCAGUAAAACAAGUUUACUGAUAUCUAAUCCUAUCUAGGUGGAGCGUCUGCAGAUGGAUUUUCUGCGAUCAAAAUGACCGCUCUUGGACGUCCACAGUUCCUGGUAAGUUCUUGUUUUAAUAUUAGCUAGAUACGGGUGUUACACUAGAUUUUACUCCUAAACAAAGGUAGCUUGAACAGAAUGCAAUGCAAGUGAAUUCACAUUCAUAAGUAUGUUCAGAGACAUACACUACGUUUUCAGUUUCUAGCAGUUACUUGUUGCGUGACCAAUGAAAGCCACACAUCCUGUGCCAGAUGGUUUCACACUGUCUCAAGGGUACAAUGUGUAGAAAUUAGUCGCAUAUAUAAUGGUUGUUAAUACUGCCUACAAACAGUACCUUGAACUUCUCAGACAGAAAUAAGCACAAACUGACAGAUGUGUGGUUUUUAGUAUAAUGAUUUACCCCAUCAGGAUGUGAUUCAAAGAAAUAAAAGUAUUCUCUCUCUGUUUGAUCAGCUCCAGUUCUCAGAAGUCCUGGUUAAAUGGAGACGGUUCUUUAACUUCCUGGCAGCAAAGCAGGGAAUAUCAAAUAUGACAGUUCUGGAGCAGAAACUGGAGCUGGAGCAACUUAAGGUUCGUCCCGAGUUCAGCAAGUCUCAAGUUAUGCUUGCUCAUAACAGCUGUCCUAAGCCUGUUCAUGUUGUGUCUAAGCUGUUUGCCAGACUUCAUAAGUCAUGUUCAGAUCUUAAGACUGUAAUUGUAACGUCAUACUGUGUGUCGACUCAGUAAUAAUCUGCGGUUUUUGAUCUCAUCACUGAAAUAUUUCUUCGCAGGAAAGUCUGGCUGAGAUGGGCGUGGGAGCUAAGGAUGACAUUGAAAACUGGUUUACUGGAGAGAAGUUGGGUUUGUCAGGGUAAGACAGACACUCAACAAAUACCAACAGUUGAACUUUUGUACGAGAUACAUCAAUACUUUAGAGCCUUUGUAUCCCUAAAGAUUUGACAGGUAUUCACACCCUUAAGGCCAGAGUUUUGCUGUACUAUAUUACACAACAUGCCAGUUAAUUAGCAGAACAAGACCGUGUGAUUCAGCUCUAUGAGUCCACAACAGCAGUUUGUGUGCAACUACAGUGAUUUGACAGAUACUGAAUUUAAAGCAAAUUUUUACUAGGAUGAUACAUAUUUUAAUUAACAUUUUAUAACAUUUUCCAGGACAAUAGAUCUGCUGGACUGGAACAGUUUGAUCAAUGAUACGACAAAAAUGUCCAACCUGCUAAUGGUGCCAAACCUGGAGGUAAGUCAUUGCCACACAGUAGCAUACUUGUUGGUGAGAGAAGAAUUAGAGCUGAACUGUUUGUGAUAGUUUGACAAGUGUCACCAAUGUAACUCAAUUUUGGUUUUUGUUUUAAUCUUUGUCGGUACAAAUUGAGCUGAGCAAGAAACGUUAAUAUUUCCAAUACACUCUUUACACUUUAGUCUUAAAUGAGAACAGAUUUCUGACUUCUAAUGUUACAGAUAGGUGUAAGCUUACAGUGACUGGUCUUAGGAACAAUGUAAGCGAUGAAUGAGCAAAGUAAAUGUAGGUUAGACGUGUUUCUUUCCCUUCAGGAGAUGAACUUAUCAUACGUGGGAACAUGUCGAUAAAGGUCUUGUUGUACAAGAGAUUGAUCUUUUUUCUCAGGAGAUAGUAAGCUGCUGGCGUAAUGUGAUACUGGACGUUUUUUCUUGAUAGUGUAAUAACAUAACGUCUGUCUACGUUAUUGCAGUAAACUUGUUUAUGCCGCAAUAAAAGUGUAGGGUUGAUGAGAUACUAUUAUCAGUGUAGGAGGAGACACCAGACAAAAUGACUGAGCACGCUCCUGCUGUUGCAACCCCUGCUUUCUCUGUCGUGCACUGAUGUAAGAGGUUAUCUUAAUUUGAAAGACUGAUUGUAAAGCAAAUACCAGAUAAUUCAAUUUUUUGCUGGUUGUGCAGACGGGCCAGCUUGAACCUCUGCUGAAUAUGUUUACGACUGAGGAAGAGAGGCAGAUGAAGAGGAUGCUUCAGAGAGUUGAUAUCCUGGCAAAGGUGAGAAAAUCAAAAACAAAAGGAUGUGCAUUUAGGUCAUAGUCCUGAAUAUGUUUUCUGAGCUGUUCUGUCUCUGUCUCUGUGCACUCUAGCAUGCCGUGGAGAACGGCGUGAGGCUAAUGGUGGAUGCCGAGCAGACGUACUUCCAGCCCGCUAUCAGUCGACUGACGCUGGAGAUGCAGAGGAAGUUCAACAGAGAGAAACCGAUCAUUUUCAACACUUAUCAGUGCUACCUCAAGGUAAUGCCACAAAUCCUGUUUCUGUGCCUUUUAACAGUGCUAUGAAUGUGAUCUGAUCCUUCAUUCAUAUUAUUAGGAAGCUUAUGAUAACGUGACCGUGGAUGUUGAGCUGUCACGGCGGGAGGGCUGGUACUUUGGCGCCAAACUUGUCCGCGGAGCCUACAUGUACCAAGAGAGAGACAGGGCGAAAGAGAUUGGCUAUGAAGACCCCAUCAACCCAGAUUAUGAGGCCACUAACAUGAUGUAUCACAAGUAUGUUUUGAAAUUUUAUUUUAAUUAUUAUAAUUUUUUUAAAGCUAGAAAUUAUGUAAAUCCUGACCACCUGCCUUGUCGUCUGUCCAGGUGUUUGGAGUAUGUGCUGGAGGAGAUCGAACACAGCAGGAAAGCGAACAUAAUGGUUGCAACUCAUAACGAGGACACAGUGAAAUACACUCUGAAGAUGUAUGUUUCUGAAUAUUUACCUUGUGCUAAAGCCUCAAAUCUGUCUUUCAUGAGUUAUAUUUCUAAUGCUUGAAUAACUGUUCUAGAAAUGAUGCAUUUUUAGACAACUUUCCAAGAAAUGAAGAGAAAUUCUGACUCCUAUUACCACAUACACAGUGUAACACCACACCCCAGCCUUUAUUAUGUAACAGCCCUUUAACUUACGUGAUUCUUUUCGUCUAUUUUUUCAGGAUGAAUGAGAUGGGCCUUUCACCCACUGAGAAUAAGGUUUACUUUGGACAGCUGCUCGGCAUGUGUGACCAGAUCAGCUUCCCACUAGGUAUGUUGUGCUCAGCUUAAGUACUAAAAGUAAACAGUGAGUUAUGGAACCACGCAGAGCUUACAUCACAGCGUGUCAUGUGAUAAGAGACCUUCCACGGAAACAUACUCCCAAAACACGUCAACUUUCAACGCACACAACUGAUGACAGUUCUGGUCACCCAAUCUGUAGAUAACUGUGGAGCAAUCUUCUCCUGAUUCUUGAUGGCAACAGCAGCGUAAAGAUAAAGAGCUUUUAGUCGUCGACAUGGCCGAACAUAAAACACAAAUCAAAUCCUAACCAUAUUUUCUUUCUUUUCUUUCUACUCCAAGUGAAAUGCAGAGCUUAUGACAGAGUCCCUCCUUCAGCCUGUUCUGAAUUGAGUUCAUAGUUUUAAAGUUGUGAAGCUUAAUAAUACAAAAUUACACUAAAGCUAAGAAAGCAGAUUUGCAAAUGAUCAAGUUUUAUGCAGAUGAAAAGUGAUGGUUAUAAGUAGCAGCGUUACAAGAAAGCUAAGGUUGUUAUAAUCAGUAUAGUUCAGUUUACCGUGCAAACACUGAGUUUUGACUGCUCACAUCCCAUCUUUUAGAGCGCCCUCCAGCUCUGUUUGUUUCCAUGUUACACCUAUCCCACUGAGCGUUCUUUGGUCUAAAAGAGAUCUAAUAUAUGUCUAAAUGUAGUCUAGAUGACUGGUCUAAAAUCAGGCUACCACAGGUCUAAAAAUGAACGUUUUUUUAGACGUCUAAAUUUAGACCAAGUUUAGACCAAGUCUAAAUCUGGGCUAUAUCUAUACUACACUGUAUAUUGCUCAACAGCUAUCAUAAUUAUUUUGGUUAAGUACUUGGAGAUCAGUUAUGCAACAGCUGUUUUUUUAAAUAAAUAGUUAUUGAAUAAUGGGUUUAAGCGCAAUGUCUAAAUUCCAUCUAAAAAUAUACAGACAAUCCAGACCGUUGAAACAACUGGACAUCUAAUAGCCGUUUAUUGCUCAGUGGGAUGUGAGCUCUUGUCAGCUUCUGUGACUUAAAUUCAUUAGAAAGCUGCCUUGUAACCAUGCUAGCCACUGGUCUUUUAAGUCAGUGUUUGAGUCCCAUCGUUGGUCCAAAGCCAGAAAAACAAACCUGAGACAUGAAAUGCACACACCAGACGUCACCAUACGUUGACGUAUGUUGAAACUCUAUCUCCUUGCUGUCUGUUGCAAACAGGUCAAGCAGGCUUCCCCGUCUACAAGUAUGUCCCAUACGGUCCGGUCAACGAGGUCAUUCCAUAUCUGUCUCGCCGAGCUCAGGAGAACCGUGGCUUCAUGAAGGGGUCGCAGAGAGAGCGCAGCCUGCUGUGGAAAGAGCUGAAACGCAGGGUGCUGGAGGGUCAGAUUUUCUACACACCUGUGUACUGAGUCACAUGCAAACUGCCGUGUAAGCAUUCCACAGUGUUCACUGUACCACUACCUGCUGACUGGUCCUAGCUGAGGAAGAUUAAUGUCCUUCCUCUGCCAGUUCGUUUUGAGUUAUACUGACAGGUGUUUUAAGUAUGGUAUGGGUUAUGAUAGAGAUGUAUGUUGAUUUUUGCAGUAUAUUUAACAGUGAAGUCUUUAGAAAAACACCAUAAUCAUACAUUGUGGAGAUACAUGUGCUGCUUCGUUAAGAAGUGAUCAAUAUGUCUUUCUAAACCAGAGUCAGUUUGCAUCGUCAUAAAACAGCGAUGAAUUAUUCAGGAGAGACAUUACUGUAUAUCUUACCAGAGGUGCCUGACUUGUGUAUAAAAGCUGUCCUGUGAUUCUUUUUUAAGAGUACAGUUGGUCUUGGGUUGCUGUCACUUCAAAAGUGCCUUAUGAUUGUUUAUCCGAUGUUAGCUGGAAGCAGACAGCUGCUGUACAACUUCUGCACACUCCUUUAAGGGGAUUGUAAAUUAUUUUUGCAUGCUCAUUGUUUAUUUUAUGUGUCUUUGUAUGAAUCUACUGGAAUAAAUAGACUUGCUGGUUAUGAUUUAGCGUAGUAAACACUGUGAGGAUCUACAGUAGAAAUGUAAUCAGCAGUCCAUCAAUGGCACAAACAGAGCAUGCGGCAUCUUAAAAUAGAUGCCUCCUUUUUCUCUCCUGAUGCUUGACUGAUCGUCCCCAAAGGCAGAGAGAAGAUUUACUAUAAAAGAAAAUACCAAAGGUUCCAUAUCCAGCUGCUGAAUAGUCCUGACUUGAUAUUUCUCCUCAUCAAACAAAGACAAACACAGACAGCAGCAGAUGUUUGAAGCACCAAACCAGAAACAGUUAGGCGCAGUGUUCCCAAAUGUUUCAUAAACACUCGUAAUCACUGCUGUGAUUUUCAAGGAAGACUGCUCUCUAGCACCCUGAGAACACCUGCUCUGUUGCAUAAUGUGCAGUGAGGAGAGCGUGUCUGCGAGUUCAUUAUGUUGUUGUAGAUGAGAUUUCAAAAGACAAGGUCUGUGUCUGUACCUCUGGUUUUAACAUCAUUUUUAUGUUUAAAGGUCUUUUAGCUUUGGGAAACAAAAUUUAAUCCUUUUUGCAGAGUGUAAUAAAAAGAGCUAUUUACAUUAUUAUUUUUUUAAACAUGGCAAAAGUGAUUUUGGUUUUUGUUUUUAAAAGUUUUACUAUUACAGCAUGUUAAUGUCUUUGUUUCAGUCAUGAGAAACUGUACUGUGAUAUAAAACUGUAUUAAUUUUACCUCGUCACAGUCGCAUAGUCUCUUCUCUGAUUUGUGCCUCGGAAAUAAAGCCUUUAUUUUAUUUUCUGUAACUGUAAUGACUUCUGGCAUACUUUUAAACCCAGUAACACUGGCACAUUUGGAGUAUUUAAGUAGAAACUUGUUUCUUUCUGUAAAUGUCUGCCGUCAUUCUGAUGUAUCACUGUGUAUCGUGUUUUGUACAGUUGUAAGAUAUGUGUAAUUAUUGAUUAGCACAAUUAAAUGCAGUAAAUAUUAAAACAAAGUUGACUCUUA
Molecule: messenger RNA, 9222 nt
Organism: Xyrichtys novacula (pearly razorfish)
Lineage: Eukaryota; Metazoa; Chordata; Actinopteri; Labriformes; Labridae
Source: the annotation of a GenBank genome assembly